AUGUUCCCCCUUGCCAGCUUCGUUCUCGGCCUUAGUGUUGUCGGCCUAGCCGUCGCCCAUCCCAAAUCUCAUAACAGUACGGAAGCCAAACGUGGAGCUGUUGCUUCUGAGGCGGCUGUGUGCUCUCAAAUUGGGAUUGACAUACUUAAGGCAGGUGGAAAUGCUGCGGACUCUCUCGUAGCAACCCAGCUAUGCGUGGGAGUGGUUGCAAUGUAUCAUUCGGGAAUCGGAGGAGGGGGUUUCAUGACCGUCCGCUCUAGCAAUGGGUCUUACGAGUUUAUCGAUUUCAGAGAAAGAGCACCGGCUGCCAGUUUUGAACUGAUGUAUUCUCCACCUCUCUCUAACGUGAACCUCUCACUUUACGGUGGAUUGGCGUCCGGGGUACCCGGUGAACUGAGAGGUCUCGAGUAUCUACACAAGAAGUAUGGCUGCUUGCCCUGGAAAAAGCUGGUUAUGCCUUCCGUAAAAUUGGCGAGGUACGGCUUUCGAGUAACAGAGGAUUUGGUAAGGUAUAUGGGUGGGGCUUCCUUUCUCAGUCAAGACUCGACUUGGGCGAUUGACUUUGCUCCCAAUGGGACUUUGGUACGAUUGAACGACACCAUGACAAGAAAGCGUUAUGCAAAUACGCUUGAGGAAAUCGCCGAGCAUGGCCCCGAUGCCUUUUAUACUGGUGCAAUUGCGAAUGCCACAAUUGUCGCACUUCAAAAAUCCAAUGGCACGAUGACACUGGCCGAUCUUGCAAACUACACCAUUGAGCUCAGACCGACCUCAAAUAUCACAUACAGGGGCUACAAACUUCACACUGGAAGUGCACCGUCCAGCGGGGCCGUUGUGCUGAGUGCUCUCAAAAUCGUUGAAGGAUAUGACAUGUCAACACCAUCUGCGCUUAACCUUUCCACACACUAUCUUGAUGAAGCCAUGCGAUUCGCCUAUGGUCAGCGAACUCUUCUUGGAGAUGCUACUUUCCUCCCAAAUCUAACGAAGUAUCAACGAGAUAUGUACUCGGAAAAGACCGCUGCCGAAAUCCGAGCACUGAUACAACCAGGUGCUACGCUAAAUACUACAGUGUAUAACCCAUCCAACUACGACAUCUUAACUGAUGACGGGACAUCAGCAACAGUGUCAGCAGAUAAGAGCGGACUAACCAUCGCAUGCACAAGUACGAUCAAUACUAUAUUCGGAAGCCGUCUCAUGAUUCCAGAGCUUGGUGUGAUCAUGAACAACGAGAUGAACGAUUUCAGUGUACCCAACACUACCAACGCUUUCGGAUAUAUCCCUACUGAAGCCAAUUACAUCAAGCCGUUCAAGAGACCACUCUCAUCUAUCUCGCCAACUAUUGUUGAGUAUCCUAAUGGAACGGUUUUCAUCUCCCAUGCAUCCGCCGGAGGUUCUCGGAUCAUCACCGAAAUCAUUCAACAUCUAUGGCAUGUUAUAGAUCAGAAGAUGACGUCCGCGCAAGCUCUUCGUCAACCUCGCUUUCACGACCAGUUAUCGCCAAAUACAGUCUCUUUCGAGUAUGCCGGGGAUGCAUUUGGAGUUCCCGGAUAUAGUAACGAGACAACUGCAUACUUUAAGGAGAUUGGUGCUAAUGUUGCGUUUGUUGCCGUCGGCUCAACAACAGCUCAAGCUAUUCGUGUUCUGGAGAAUGGAACAUUUGAGGCUGCUGGAGAACCACGGCAACUUAAUUCUGCGGGUUAUGCAUUUUAG
Molecule: messenger RNA, 1707 nt
Organism: Glarea lozoyensis ATCC 20868
Lineage: Eukaryota; Fungi; Ascomycota; Leotiomycetes; Helotiales; Helotiaceae
Product: N-terminal nucleophile aminohydrolases (Ntn hydrolases)
Exons: 4
Coding region: 1-1707 (568 amino acids)
Biological process (GO): glutathione catabolic process
Cellular component (GO): plasma membrane
Molecular function (GO): glutathione gamma-glutamate hydrolase
Source: RefSeq, a predicted model, not a curated record